ACACCACCUGUCCAUUCACGUCACAGGGAGGGAGAGGGGCCAAGCUGUAGGUUUGAAGAGGGUGUGGGAUGUUUGUCUCUGUUUUAGAUAAAAAACAACAGAUGAUGCCGCCCUUCGUUGGACAAGCUAUCAUGUUCCGUCACGUCAGCAGCACAGUAACCUUGAGCUAAUGGCAUGGUAACAGGCUAAGAUAAACUGUGGACACGAUAGUCAGUCAGUUCACGGUCGAGGCAACACGGAAGGACUCUGCUCUCAAAGAUAAAAUCAUGAAGUUUUUAACCACCGAGCAGAAAAAGUUCUAUGAUGACAAUGGCUACAUUGUGCUGGAUAUUCUUACUGAUGAAGAAAUAUCGGAACUGAGUGAAGACUUUGACCGAAUCUUUGAAGCCAAGGAUGGAGCAAACUUGGAAGCUACGUGGCAAGGCAACUGGAAAACAGACGAGAAGAAGAAUGAAGUGAAGUCCAUUCAUGGACUUCAGAUGUACUCUGCUGCAUUCACACGCCUUCUGCUGAAUGAGAAGAUGCUGGAUGCUUGUGAGGAUAUCAUGGAGACACCCAAUAUCCUCCUCCACCACACCAAGGCCCACUCAAAGCCCCCAAACACUGGCUCUCCUUUCCCCAUGCAUCAGGACUACCACUAUUUUCCCUUCAAGAAUGAUUCCAUGAUAGCAGUGUUUAUAAGUCUGGAUGCCUCUGAUCCCGGCAAUGGUGGGCUGUGUGUGUACCCCGGCUCCCACAAGCUGGGUCCACAGGAGGACGUCAGUAAUGUUACUAGCUAUCACUACUUAAACCAGGAAAAGUUUCCAAUUGAGAAGGCCACACCUCUGACCUUGAAGAAGGGACAGGUUGUGGUGUUUUCCUACCUCCUGAUCCAUGGCUCCUACUACAACACCUCAUCUGACCGUGUUCGUCGCAUGCACUUGAUGCAGUUGAUGUCAGGAGAUGAUGUGCCCCUGGCUGUGAUGCACCUGUCAGACUGCCAGGGGAUGGUGCUGCGAGGACGGUGCUUCACCAGGGAAGCAGACAUCAAGAAGAGACACCGAAAGUUCAUGGAAGAGCAAAUAGCAGCACAGAGUGGAAUGUGAUCCCUGCAAGGUGUCCUGACUUGAAGCUUUAUUGAAUAUUGUUUGUAAGUAAGUACAGUUUUCAGCUAUUUAGGUAGAGCUGUUAAAUCUUCCUCUGUUGUUUAUUUAGAGUUUAUUUGAUUUGUUUUUUUGGAACGACUGGGUUUUUCAAAACAAGUAUCUUGAAAGAAUGAUGUACUUGUACUUGAGGCAUGGCUAGUAAUUUGCUAACUAGCUAAAUAUUUGAAUCAACUUUGUGAUACAAAUUUGUAUGAAAUACCUUUUAUAUAAUUAAGGACCCAUCUAAUAAAUGUAAAGUUAUGUAUUUUAUAAAAGAUUUAUAUUUGGUAGUUUUCACCGUUGUAAAUUACUUGAUAUACUUAAUGAAUAAGUUUCUAGAAAAUUGUAAAAUAUAGACAGAGAAAAGUCUCAUUUAAGUUUGGGUUUACAUAUUUGAUUAGUUGAGAGUCCAUUAUAAUUGUGUUUGCCAUGUAAGCUAUAAGACUGCAUUGCAUUCUUUCAUUUACCUUUUAGUUUGAAGGGUGAUAUGAUAGUCUUGUAUUAUCUGCACAUUUCCUAACACACACUUAUACACACAAACAAUCUGUGUAGUUGUUGGACUCAUAUUUGGAGUGCUGACUCCUUCCUUAGUCUGUUCUGGGAAGCAGGAUCACUCUGAAUAUUGCUGGUAAACACUUUAGCUACUAAUGCCUGUAAGACGUGCGACACACCUAGAGUUGAGGAUUACCACUAAGUACAAAAUGAAGAAAAAAUUGAUAUAGUUAGUUGUUAUUACUGUCAUUAUUGUCACUAUGUUGUUAUUCUAUUCAUGUUUGUUGAUAUUAUUAUUUAUUUAUUUUUUUUCUAUAUCAGACUUACAGUGUCAUUACUGUACAGCCUCAAUGGUGCUGCAUCAAAUGUCCCAGCUCCUCGUGACCUCUCUUAAUUGUCACUUGUAAUAUCCUGACUGCCAUGAUGAGGUGAUUUUGUUCCUUAUUUUGCCAUAAUGCUUUAAUAAGUCAACAGUAACAAUGGCAUGUAGCAAUUACUAAGUAUAUCUUGGUAGGAAGUUGACAUGCAUACCAGAAUUUAUGUAGUUGUUAUCUAAGCUCAGUCAAUUUCCAUGUAUAUAAUUGGUUAGUAACAUUGGCAUCAGUAGUGUAUUAGAUAUAAUACCUUAAAAAGACCCAUGAGUAUCAGAUUAUUUGAUUAAUUGAUUUUUCUUUUCUUUUUUUUUUAUAUCUGGAGUACAAAUGGUACUGUUCAAAUGAAAAUAAAAGUGUACUUUUCAAAUAAUGCAUUACUGAAAUAUG
Messenger RNA from Portunus trituberculatus (swimming crab), 2377 nucleotides. Its product is annotated as phytanoyl-CoA dioxygenase, peroxisomal-like. Gene Ontology annotation, molecular function: phytanoyl-CoA dioxygenase activity. The transcript is spliced from 5 exons. Lineage: Eukaryota; Metazoa; Arthropoda; Malacostraca; Decapoda; Portunidae. Gene Ontology annotation, biological process: fatty acid alpha-oxidation. The record is from RefSeq and is a predicted model, not a curated record. The coding region runs from base 267 to 1085 and encodes 272 amino acids.